This is a messenger RNA of Drosophila eugracilis, 891 nucleotides long. RefSeq names its product serine protease 3. Bases 1 to 819 code for a protein of 272 amino acids. The record is from RefSeq and is a predicted model, not a curated record. Lineage: Eukaryota; Metazoa; Arthropoda; Insecta; Diptera; Drosophilidae. Gene Ontology annotation, biological process: proteolysis. The transcript has 2 exons. Gene Ontology annotation, molecular function: serine-type endopeptidase activity.
AUGAGGGGUCUUCCACUCUUGUCGCUUGCCUUCCUUGGGGUCUGUAGUGCCCUUACCGUGCCCCACUCUGCUGUCCACCCACGGGAUCUGGCGGUUCAGCAUGGGAGCAUCGAGGGUCGGAUCACAAACGGAAACCUGGCCACCGAGGGUCAGGUGCCCUACAUCGUGGGAGUCAGCCUGAACAGCAACGGAAACUGGUGGUGGUGCGGUGGAUCCAUCAUCGGCCACACUUGGGUGCUGACCGCCGCCCACUGUAUCGCUGGUGCUGACGAAGCUUCACUAUACUACGGAGCCAUUAACUACAACGAACCUGCCUUCCGACACACCGUCAGCAGUGAGAACUUCAUCAGGUAUCCCCAUUACGUAGGACUGGACCAUGACUUGGGCCUGAUUCGCACCCCCCACGUGGACUUCUACAGUCUGGUCACCAAGAUCGAGCUACCCAGCCUGGAUGAUCGUUACAACUCCUAUGAGAACAGUUGGGCUCAGGCAUCUGGUUGGGGUGCCAUUUAUGAUGGCAGCAAUGUGGUAGAGGACUUGCGAGUUGUGGACCUGAAGGUGAUUUCUGUGGCGGAGUGCCAGGCCUACUACGGAACGGAAACCGCCUCCGAGAACACGAUCUGCGUAGAGACUCCGGACGGAAAAGCCACGUGCCAGGGUGACUCUGGUGGUCCACUGGUCACAAAGGAAGGUGAUAAGCUCAUCGGAAUCAGUUCAUUCAGCUCCGAUUACGGCUGUCAGGUUGGAGGACCAGCUGGCUUCACCAGAGUCACCAAAUACCUUGAAUGGAUCAAGGAGGAGACUGGAAUUUACUAUUAAAAGCUUUAAUAAAUCUUUCUUAAUUUUUUUCAGACAAUUAAAUGUUGAAUUAAAGAUUUUGCCACGCUCUUA